This is a messenger RNA of Homalodisca vitripennis (glassy-winged sharpshooter), 1571 nucleotides long. RefSeq names its product surfeit locus protein 6 homolog. The record is from RefSeq and is a predicted model, not a curated record. Gene Ontology annotation, biological process: ribosomal small subunit biogenesis; ribosomal large subunit biogenesis. NCBI's taxonomy places the organism in Eukaryota, Metazoa, Arthropoda, Insecta, Hemiptera, Cicadellidae. The transcript is spliced from 4 exons. Gene Ontology annotation, cellular component: nucleolus. Gene Ontology annotation, molecular function: DNA binding; RNA binding. Bases 172 to 1482 code for a protein of 436 amino acids.
UUUUUGCCAUGCUGGUUUUUGGUAAACAUAACCAAUGUCUUUGGGUUAAUCACACUUAUUUUUAAAGUUCACCUGAAUUUUUACUGUGAAUGCAAUAAUACCGUCAGUGUGUAGUGCUAAGUACUGUUUAUUGUUAUAGUUUAUGUUGUAUGAUUGUAUUUAAGUUAUGUGAUGGAUUUAAAGGAAGGAAUAUCUUACAAGUUUGGGCCUAGUUCGAAAUCGAAUGUAAAGAAUUUUAAAACAAUGGAUAAAUCAAGAACAAAUGACAAUUACUUUGAUUCUGUUACUAAAACGUUAUCUCAAGAAAGUACCUUUAAAAGGAAACAAGUGACAGAUAUUGUAAGGACUGAAUUUGAAUUCAUUUCAAAUUUCUUUGAUGUUCUUGACAUAGCUUCCUUGAAUCAAGGUAGGAGGAAUCAUACUGAUGAAGAUAAUGAACAAUUAGAAGUAGCAGAUGUCUCAGAAAAAAAAAUGCGAGGAAAGCAAGGAAUGAAAAAAGGACAAACAUGUACUAAAAUCAAAGGUUUUCCUCAAACAAUUGACGGUUUGGAAAAGGAACUUGAAGAAAUAAAAGGUAAGCCAAUGACUUAUCAACAGAAGUUACGCAAGAAAGGUCUCCAGUCCAGACUAGUAAAGAAGAAAAGGAAGGAAGACAUAAAACAACAAAAAGCAGCAGCAAAACUUCAAAAAAAGCGUUACAAUUCUGUUUUGAAUGGUCCUAAUAAACUUGUUAAACCAGUUCUCAACAGUGAUGGCAAUGUUGUAUCUAACAAGUUUGACUUUGCAGAUAAUAAGACAAAAAAGGAAAAUAAAAAGAAAUCAGUUGCAAGCAGUGAAAUUAGCCUAGAACCCAAAGGUUUCAAGUUAGACAAUCAGGGAGACAUAAAAAGUAGCAACUGUGGAGAAGGUAUGAAAAUAAAUGUGAAUAAUAGUUCAAUUAGCUCUGAAAAAAAUGUCUCUGGCAACCUUAAAGAAGAAAAUCAACAGAAUAUUAUUCGGACAGGUGAAGCAAAUAAAUCUACAUUAAAUGAAGGUCCAAUAUUCAAUAAGGAAAACAAAAUGGUAUUUAGCAAAGUGUUUCUACCUGAAAAUAAACAUAAACCCAAGAAAAAAUGUGUAAAAGAUCCAAAGAAAAUAUUACAAAAGAUUAAGGAAGAUUCUAAAAAGAUUUCAGAGCUUGAAAAAGGUGAUAAAGUUAAGGCAGCUUCACUCAAAGAAAAGCAAAAGUGGGCAGCAGCCUUAAAAAGAGCAAGUGGUGAAAAAGUCAAAGAUGACCCAGAACUGUUGAGGAAAACUAUUAAUAAAGAGAAGAACAAAAAAAUGCAGAGUCAGAAAAAAUGGCAAGCUAGAAUGGAUCGCGUGCAAAAAGAAAAAGAUGAAAGACAAAAAAAGAGAUCUGAAAAUAUUCAAGCAAGGAAAAAUGAAAAGAAAAAGCGAAAAUUUAAGAAGGCUGUGAAAAAAGGGAGCUUUGUACAAGUGUGAUUUAAAAUGUGUAAUCUGAAUAUGAAAUUUGGAUUUAUUUUGUAUGAUUUGCAAAAAAAGUUUUGUAAAUAAAAUGUUAUAUUUUACCA